CGUGUAAUUAGGCGUCAUUGUGUCGAAGGAAUAUCUCGUCCCUGGCUUGUCGAUGCGACCGGUUCACCUUCUCGCUUCGAUACGAACAUCGAAUCCUAGCUAUUCAAAUUUCUUAGGCGUAAUGUGUCAAAAGCCGAGCGAAUGUUUCCUUGACAUUCGCACAGGUGCGUCGACUUAAUUUCCGGCUCUCGGCGCGUCAUUAUAACGAGCCGGCUAAGAGAGAAAUAAAGCACCGCCACUACCUGAGAUCGGCGAGCAGUCACCGCGCGACCACCGAAGAAUCGACUUGUACCUAAUUCGAGAGAGCGACGACCCCCGAGACCGAAAAUGCGGAGCCUGCAAUGCAUCCUCGCUCUGAGCGUAGCCCUCCUCCUCGUCUCUCUGGCCAACGCUCAGUUCUACGAGAACAACUACAACGACAACGACGAUGAGAUAUCGAACGAGACCGAGGACGACGAAGAUCUCUACGUGGACAACCGCAUCGACGAGUCGCCGACCUUUGUCUCGCCGGUCGAGAAGUUCGUCAAGGCCGUGACCAGCGGAGCUGACAACGGAAUCGGUAGACUCAUCAGUGGUAUCACCAAACCCAUAAGGAAUAUCGUCAGCAGUAACCCCGCCGGAAGGGCUGUCAAGAGCGGAUUCGGUGAAGUGCUCAACAUGAUCGGCGACAGGUUCAAGGCUAUCUAUCCGGGAACUGCGUGGUGCGGCGCCGGUGACAUAGCCAAAAGUUCGGACGAGGUCGGCCUCUUCUCGAUGACCGAUAGCUGCUGCAGAGCUCACGAUUAUUGCAACAGCAACAUCAAUGCCGGAGAGUCGGAUCAUGGUUUGCGAAAUAAUGGCAUUUUUACCAGGUCGCAUUGUCAGUGUGACGCAAACUUUUAUCACUGCUUGAAAGACGUUCGAAGCAUCGUCGCUACGAAUAUUGGCAUCACCUACUUCAACAUUUUGAGGCCCCAGUGUUUCAAGCUGGAGUAUCCUGCUCACUGCGUUCGAUACGGACGUUCGAGGCUAAGGAGCAACAAAUGCUUGGACUACGACUAUGACUACAGCCAAAAUAAGACGUGGCAGUGGUUCGACAGCCCCGACUUUCUAUAGACAUUUGUGUGUUAUCUGUGUACUGAUUUUCACGUUUUGGUGAACCUGAUUUUUCCAUGCAUUUUGUUUUCGUGUGCUUUAUGAUCCGAGAUCUCUAAGUCAUAUUGUUAUGUGUUAUACAUAUAUAUAUAUUUGUUAUUCUAUAAGUUGUUCAGUAAAAAGUUGUUGAGAAGCAUA
This is a messenger RNA of Nasonia vitripennis (jewel wasp), 1272 nucleotides long. Its product is annotated as phospholipase A2-like. Lineage: Eukaryota; Metazoa; Arthropoda; Insecta; Hymenoptera; Pteromalidae. The transcript is spliced from 5 exons. The record is from RefSeq and is a predicted model, not a curated record. Gene Ontology annotation, biological process: phospholipid metabolic process; arachidonate secretion. The coding region runs from base 328 to 1095 and encodes 255 amino acids.